UCUCUACUUGUAGUCCUAUCGAAAGUCGCGCAUCUUUAGCGAAAAGUGCAAAAAUAUUAAUCCGAAGAAAUUUUCUUUUUUAUCAUAUAGCGCAGCACCCAUUCACUAAAAGUCAAAGCAUUUAUUACACUUAAGUAGCUUAAGCAGAUUUCAAAGGUUAAGGCGACCCACAAAACCCCCGCAUACUCCGACAGACGCGAAAUAAAUUUCCCCUACCUCAGCAACACAUACACAACACCAAUCCAAUGAAAGGGUCACGGGCGGUAUUUCAGUUCUUUUUCAUUUUUCUGGGCGUUCUUUGAGGGUUUUCCCCAUAGUCGUAGCUUAAGUCUGUAUAUUUAAAAAAAAAAAAAACAAUAUUACUUUCUGUUUUUUGCCCUCCAUUACAUUGUUAAACCCGAACAAACAAACCAACCAAACCUUUUCCAAAUGAUCAACAUCCAGACAAUAGAAAAUGUGUCAGAUUGCACUCCACUUUACCUGCCGCACAGCUUGUACCUCAAGCCGGUGGCUAAAAUGCAAAUCUCCGUAUCGCUACCGGCGAUUAAGUCCGGCAAAUCUGUGUCCAAUCUGGAGAUAAUAGACAAGCUGGGCGUCGAGCUCAAACCGGAUAAGUUUCUGCUUCUAAAGGUUUCCAAGAGCACAGUUAACACAAUACGCCUGGAAGCGGAACUGGAUGAUCGCAAACGCCUUCGAUUGGCCAUCCAACGCCUGGAUGGCGUCUCUUUGCGCAUCACCGGCUUCAGUGAAUCCUUCCGGGUGCGUUGCACCGAAUCGAAAGAUGAUUUUCCCACACGGCACGACUGGGACUCGUAUUUUCGAGAUGCCCGGAAUAUGGACGAAAUGAAGGCAGGCGAACGUCCAGACACUAUUCACCUAAGUCACCUGCCAAUGCGAUGGUUUUGUCCCCGGCACGCGGAGCACGAGGAGCAGGUCAAGCCAAGCGAGGGCAUAUUUAGGCGCAUCUUUGAGAAGUUUGGCCGUGUCCGCGCCGUGGACAUACCUAUCUGUGAUCCUUAUCGGAAAAGCAUGCAGUCGGCCAUUAGUGGCAUGCGAACUUUUAGUUUUGAGCAGGAUGUUCUCUUCGAAGCAUAUGUCCAAUUCGAAGAGUACUCCAGUUUCGUACGGGCUAUGGACGAGUUCAGGGGCACAAAGCUUGUCCGCAAGUUCGUAGACAAAACCCAGGCCAUCAACAUUUGCGUAAACUUCGACAAGCAAAAGCAUCUCAGUGACUCGCACGUUCAGCUACGGGAACGCAUGCGAAAGAAGUGCAUCGCAAAAGCUCAGGCCGAGGAUGCGGAGCGGGAAAAGUUAAAGAAGCAGGAGGCCGAACAGUUGGAACGCGAAAGGCAAAAGCAAGAAGAAUUGAAAUUAGCAGAAGCGGCAAAACAACGAGAACGUGAGGAAAGGCGGAAAGAAAAGCAUCUGAAAAAAAUCCAAGAGCGCGGCCAGGUGGAGAUCUCGCAAAAGAUACGCGUCGAGGAACGCAAACUGAUGAUAGCCCAACGCAAGCUGGAAAGCAUUCGCACCUUAGAGAAGCUAUUCGAGCGGAUACAGCUAAAGCAAAAGGAUAAAAGUCGUCGGGCGAAGCAAGAUGAAGCCAAGGACAUCCAACGUGGACGUCUGGUGGAAAAGUACAAGGCUGCCACAGAGAAACUAGUUUGUGAUCAGCGCAAAAUCGUUCAAGACAUCAAGAGCAAUACUCCUCUAAUGGGUCUUCUGAAAAGCAAGUCUAAAAAAAGCUCCGCGCCUUUAGAUGCAAGUAGUGAUGAGGAUUCAGUGGCGACGUCUAGCAAAAGACACAAAACUAGCAAUGGCGUCGAAGGCACAAAACAGUCUGAGGACGCCAAAGCCAACACUUUAAAUCCUCUCAAAGCAGUCGCCGCCAUAGCGGCUGGCGCUGUACCUGGGGGACCAGGUGCAUACAGUGCCGAUGCAGCCAACGAGUGGAUGCAGUCUCUUUCAAUGUUCGGUUACGGGAUGCCUGGUGUCUUUCCCGGAGCGCUGUACAGACCGCAGGCACCGUUCCCUGUCCCCAGCAUCUACCGUGGAUUCGCUCCACGCAUCCGCGGUCGUGGAAGGGGUCGCGGCAGCGGAAUUCGUGGCAGUCGCAAAAGAUUUGAUUCGUAUUACAGUUACAACGAUCGCUAUACUGACGAAGAGGAUAAUGGUUAUUACCACAGGUCAUCACGUGGCAGGAAUCGCUCACGUUCCAACUCAUCAUACUCCAGAAGUCGAAGCCGCUCUCGGGGUCGCCGUAUUGUUUGUCGUUCAAGGCGUUCUCAAUCGCGCAGUCGGAGUCGCAGCCGCUCUCACUAUCGGAAAUCGUCGUACUCAUCACGGUCGAGACGCAGCCACAGUCGAUCUCAUUCGCGUAGUCGCAGCAAGACACCGUCACAGACUAAAAACCGCAAGCUGGCCUCCACUCGCCGUUCACGCUCGAUCAGUUACUCCCGAUCGCGGUCUCGAUCGCGUUCUCACUCCCGCAGGCGAUCUAGUACUCGCCGCGAGCAUCACAGCAGCCGCCAUCGUAGUCGCAGUCGAAACCGCAAUCGCAGUCGCAGUCGCACAUUGCCGAAUGAUGUGAAACUCGAAGCGGAUAAGCUAGUGGCUUCUGCGGAGAAAAUACAGCGAACCAUCGAACAGGCUACUAAGGACCGAAUGCGCGAAGAGGAGCGCGAGAUUAAGGAGAACUUCCGACGGCAGACGAGCAGGGAUAGCCACAAUAGUCACGGAAACCACAUAAAUGUGCAACUGCCACCAGUGGAGUCCAAUGUCGAAGAUCGACAUGACAGCCGCCGCAACUCAACGACGGCCUAAAGAAUAAUGUAUUCAUAAAGUUAGUAAAUAAGAGGAGUUUGAUAAAUAAAUUGAUCAACAUUGUCC
This is a messenger RNA of Drosophila serrata, 2886 nucleotides long. RefSeq names its product A-kinase anchor protein 17A (gene Xe7). The record is from RefSeq and is a predicted model, not a curated record. Lineage: Eukaryota; Metazoa; Arthropoda; Insecta; Diptera; Drosophilidae.